AUGAACUGUGUAUACCAAAAUAGGUCAGGUGUUUGUGGCAUUUGUCAUAAAACAGUGUCUAAGAAGAGCAAGGACAAAUGCUUAACAUGUUUAGCAAAUAUCCAUGCAAAAUGUCUACCUGUGAAUCCAGAGGACAGCAAGUGUCUUUUUUGCAAAGGGCAGGAAAGAAGAAAUCCAGUUAAGGUAGAGGAGAGUACAGGACAAAGCAACCAAGACAACACAGGAGUUCAGGAAAUAGUCAGUUCAGGACAAAAUUAUGAUAAAGUUCAAAGAGAAGAUGAUCCAGGACAAAGCAACAAAGACUAUACAGCUCUUCAUGGAGAAGACAGUUCAAGACAAAGCAGCAGAGACAAAGAAGCUGAGGGAGAAGACCGUUCAGGACAAAGCAGCAGAGACAAAGAAGCUGAGGGAGAAGACAGUUCAGGACAAAGCAGCAGAGACAAAGAAGCUGAGGGAGAGGACAGUUCAGGACAAAGCAGCAGAGACAAAGAAGCUGAGGGAGAGGACAGUCCAGGACAAAGCUGCAGAGACAAAGAAGCUGAGGGAGAAGAUAUUUCAGGACAAAGCAGCAGAGACAAAGAAGCUGAGGGAGAGGACAGUUCAGGACAAAGCAGCAGAGACAAAGAAGCUGAGGGAGAAGAUAUUUCAGGACAAAGCAGCAGAGACAAAGAAGCUGAGGGAGAAGAUAUAUCAGGACAAAGCAGCAGAGACAAAGAAGCUGAGGGAGAAGAUAUUUCAGGACAAAGCAGCAGAGACAAAGAAGCUGAGGGAGAAGAUAUUUCAGGACAAAGUCCAGGAGAUCAGACAAGCCAAUUACCCAACCCACUUGUUAGGACUCCCCCCAUCACUAGUAAUGCCCCAACACACCAGGAGGAAGGAUUCAUCGUGGAAAGUGUUUUAAAAGUAUCAGACUUCCACCAAACAAAAAGAUACCUGGUCACAACUGAUGAACUGCAGAGAAGAUGUGCUCAACCGGAGAGCUACUCUGCAAACACUGUGGUGGCUUAUCUAAGAAAGGCCAAAGGUCAAAAAAGAAACAUAGAACAGAAGUUGGCAGAGUUGGAGGUGAAUCCUUCAAAACGCACAAAGUUAACUUCACUGUGCUCCAAACUUUGUGAAGCUAAAUUCAUACCCCAGAAGAAAGUGGGUCAAGCCUUGUUAGAGGAUGGAAAUGUCCACGAAGGCAUGGCCAAAACAGAGGACUGCAGAAAGACCCUAAAAGCUGUGGAAAAAGCUUUGGAGACGAACUGGCAUACAUUUGACCUGGCAACUCACGGUCUUGGGCCUGCAGUUAUAAAAGGCACUUUUGAAUUAAUUGAUGCAUGUCUUAAAGAGAAAAUGAAAGCAUUACAAUCAUGAAUUAGAACCAAUUUCAACUGUUUUGUCUGCUUACAUUAUGUUCAUAGUUAUAUACACUAGCUUCAUGCUUGAAACCUUGUUAUAUGCCUACUAACUACAAUAUGUGUUGGUUACUUUGUUGCUAAAAAUACAUUUGGGAUUGUUUUUUUUACUUUGUUAUGUACGUAUUUUAGUUUUUGAAUAUUGUUUUUGUGUGUACAAUGUAAUUGUAAAUAAAGAUUUACAAUCCUUUUUA
Molecule: messenger RNA, 1594 nt
Organism: Astyanax mexicanus (Mexican tetra)
Lineage: Eukaryota; Metazoa; Chordata; Actinopteri; Characiformes; Acestrorhamphidae
Exons: 9
Coding region: 1-1359 (452 amino acids)
Source: RefSeq, a predicted model, not a curated record